Messenger RNA from Amphimedon queenslandica, 402 nucleotides. RefSeq lists its product as uncharacterized. The transcript is spliced from 3 exons. Lineage: Eukaryota; Metazoa; Porifera; Demospongiae; Haplosclerida; Niphatidae. The record is from RefSeq and is a predicted model, not a curated record. Bases 1 to 402 code for a protein of 133 amino acids.
AUGUAUUUGGAUGAUAUUCUAUGCUGUAUAGUUCAAAAGGGUCACUGGGUGAUAAUAAAUAUCAUUAUAGGAGUACCGCCCAUAUCAAAAGUACAAGGUCAUGUAAAGCCUACUAAAACGACGGCUAGUGAUAAAGUCCACCAAAUAUUAAAAGAAAAUGCACAAUUAAAGGAGGAAAAACAGAUUAUUACUAAGCAUUAUGAGAAAUUGAAAAUCAAAGUUGCUGAUAUAACUGAAUUAAUGGAAGAGAAAGAGAAACAAUACCUAAAAGAGAAACAGAUCUUUAUUGAUGAUGUCAAAAAUCUCAAAAUUAAAAUUUCUGAGAGAGACAAAAUUAUAGCUAAAUUGACUUCACAAGUAGAGGAACAAUCACAGAAUGAGAAACAGACCAUUACUGGUUAG